Molecule: messenger RNA, 2693 nt
Organism: Chara braunii
Lineage: Eukaryota; Viridiplantae; Streptophyta; Charophyceae; Charales; Characeae
Source: the annotation of a GenBank genome assembly
UCGAGGUAGAAGAUAGAUUGGAGGGCAAAGUGCAUUGAUUGCAAUGAUUGCGAUAAAAGUCGCCAUCGUCAGACAAAAGAGAAUGUGACACGUGGCGGCUCCACCGUGUUCACAAAUAGGGAAAAAUAAAGCACGAGGGUGGAAGAAGGUGGUCUAUUCAUUGAUACUAGCACCUUCACCGUCAUUUUUAUUAUCGCCAUCGCCAUCGUUAUUGCACUUGUUCUUUCCCCCGGUAACCCCCCCGCCCCCCCUCACCCCCUCACCUCCCCCUUAAAAAAAAAAGAACUGCUGCCAUCUUCAUCAUCUUCAUCCUUGACAUUACAGCGGCGGGACACGUGGCGCUUCUGCUGCUGACGUGUGAGGUCAAAUAAACGUUGACAUCAUCAACAAAGGUAGAAAAGGCGGGACCUCUCUCCCGUGACGAUGGUGGGGCCGUACAAGCGCGUGAUGGACACGACUGCCUACUGCAGCUGUGGGUAUUGCUGUAGCUGGGAAUGGGGGCUGAAGUUGCCUGGCCCUCAUUACCUCACAUUCAAUAAGGGAUGGGUGCCGCUGAAGAUUCGUAAGCGCCGGCUCGCACCGGAUUUAACAAGCCCACUCGUAGCAAAGUAUUGGACAGGUACCAAUCUUGUCGGUGUACCGUACAAAGGCUUCACAUCGAAUGGUCGAUAUCCAGGGCAGUCUCGGCCACCGAUACUGUCAAAGCUGAGCAUCCAACAGUACUGGAAAAUCCCUGGCCGGUUGCUGCUGUUCCCAUGGAGGUUCUUCCCAAGGCGAGGCACAAUUGCAGCAGACACAAAGUACUAUGCAUUCGGAACACGUAUGUUCAUCCCCGGUUACGGUUGGGGCGAGGUUGAAGAUCGUGGCGGUGCAAUCAAGGGGCCCGACCGGCUCGACUUGUAUCACUUUUCGCACCAGGAGGCACUUGAAUGGGGUCGAAGAACGCUGCCGGUGACAAUUGUCCCACCAGGAGAAAGCCGGGUCGACAUCAUGCGCGCCCCCCGCGUUGUAAAGGCAGUUAUAAAGGGGUUGAACUGGACGAAGUCGCUUCUGAUAUGACUCUCUUAUCCUUGCGUCAGUGCUCUUUCCACCUUUCACUACGCAAAACAGGAAGUACGUAGGCAGGCAGCGGUGGACUAAUGCGCGAACGCUAAACGCCGUGUGAAGUUGUGCUGAUCCUUUCAACUUGAUACGCGAACGCCUCAAACGCCUCGAACGCCGCGAACGCCGCGAACACCGCGGAGUCCGUCCUUUCCGGCACGAGUUUGUUUGUUUGUUUGUUUGUUUAAGACGAGUGUCCUGCGUGCGUCAAAAAAUGACACCACUCACCUUGCUGUGAGAAUGUCGUCACGCUUUUCUGUAACAGGAAUUACUGCGGUAACAUUUGACUCAUUGCAAUCUUGAGUUUGACAAUCUUACCCUCACUCCACUCUCCCCCAUCCCCCCCCCGCCCCCUCCUCCUCCCUUGCCGCCACCCGCUCCCAAGCCACACCCUCUCACUGCUACCCUGUGGAACCACUGUCAUUUAUUCGUGCAUCUUGUCCGCGCACUCUUCUGUGCUCAGCACGGGUACAGAUUCUAGAAUCGAUCAUUGUGAAUUGAUCAUCUUUCCUCUCUUCUUCCGCCUCCUGUUCCCGUUUCAAGGCACCGUCGUAGAGGACUUCCAAAUGCGGUUUUUCCGCUGGGCUUGCAGCACUCGUUAUAAUGGCCAGCCACUGAGCUGAAGUCAUUUGUUCGUUGUAGCAGCGCCUUUCAGGUUCUCUCUACUGAAGUCUGCCCUAACUGGUUGGCGACCGAACACUCCCCAACCACCCCCAACUGCCCCAAGCCCCAAUUCGCUCCACCACCAUCCACUUAUCCUUUGAAAACUCACCAAUGAAGUCUUCAUCGAGGGGACGUUUCACAACUCACAUGCCAGGCAGUGGCCUCUUAUGACCCCUUGUCAUAUGCGCUGUGUUUUCCUUCCUAAGUUUGACGUACUCCUUAUAGCUUGAGCAUCGAACGAAUGCUGUACCGUGUCUGCACGUACUUCUUAGCUUGGACAUCGAAGUAGCGUAACUUGUUGUGCCGCGUCUUCCGUCCUAUGUUCGAUAUACUUUUUAUAGCUUGAACAUCGAAGGGGCGCUUGCUAUCGUGAACUUGAUGUGUCUAGUUGUAUAGUAAAUCUAUAGAUCCUGUCCUUAGACUCCGUUCCGUCGUUAGAAGAACGACUAUUCCGUCCUUAAAGGCUAUUGUUAGCCUUCAAGAGGGCCAGGCAGGAAUCAGGCCACUCAUGUUGAAGUGCGGUGGCAUGCACUUGUUUUUUAGCGGAACCACGUUUUCUUUCUUUUGCUCCGUUAGAAUUGCAUGCCAGGUUAGAAGACUGCGAUUCCAUCCUUAGUGGCUGUUUCAGUGCCUUGCUCCAAUGAGUGCACUUGUGUUUGUGUUUGUGUUUGUGUUUGUGUGUGUGUGUGUGUGUGUGUGUGUGUGUGUUUCAGUGCACUUGUGUUGCUCCAAGGCAUGCACUGUUUUGAAGUUUUCUUCUGUUUUUUUUUUUUGAAGUGCAGUGGCAUGCACUUGUGUUUUAGCAGAACCACGUUUUUCAUCUUCUUAUUCCUAAUUUAUGUCGUUACUGACUCGCGAAAGAAAAUACCGGGAAGUGAAAUCACAGGCUACGUAUGAGGUGGUGGGCCUUAUGUAUGGUGUGAGCAGCU